CACACAGUGAUCGAUAUACUAACACGUCACCGGAAGAGGUGGAUUUUGGCGGCUAGUGGCCUGUUCGUUGUGGUGUGUGUUUAUCAUCCAGACAGCUGUAAUCCGUUCACUAUGACCGCCAGUAUGGAGGACAGCAGCGGCUUCCGCCCCUCAGUCGGCAACCUGGACGACCCUCCUAACAGCCGGGGGUGUUUCUGGUGGUGAGUCGGUCGGUAUCGGAGGACAUCAUCCGUGACAAAUUCUCUGCGUUCGGCGAAAUCCAGGACGUGUGGGUGGUGAGGGACAAACAGACCAAGGAGUCCAAAGGCAUCGCCUACGUCAAGUACGCCAAGUCCUCCCAGGCCUGUCGGUCUAUGGAGGAGAUGCACGGCCGGCACCUGGGAGAGAGCAGCAAGCCCAUCAAGGUAUUUAUUGCGCAAUCCCGAGGGUCUUCGAAUCACAGAGAUGUGGAAGAUGAAGAAUUAACUAGGAUAUUUGUGAUGAUUCCUAAGACCUACACUGAAGAUGAUGUCAAGAACACAUUCAAGGAAUAUGGUCAUAUAGAGUAUUGUUCAAUUAUCAAGAAUAAAAGCACAGGUGAAAGUAAAGGGCUGGGAUAUGUGCGGUUCCUCAAACCUUCGCAGGCUGCCAUGGCAAUAGAAAACUGUGAUCGAAAUUAUAAGGCUAUUCUGGCAGAACCCAAAAACAAAGGUGGAGCAUCAGAUACUACAGAUUACCACAGUGUCUCUCGUCACCCAGAACCUCUGCUUGAAACAGCCACUACCUUAUAUCCUUUUGGUCAGUUUGAUCAGUACGAUUAUGCAGCUUAUGAUAAAUGUGGAGAUUCUAGGAACCAGGAAGCUGUGUCUAAGCGUCUCACUGUUGUAUCCCGGUUGCCACUCCUUCAGGAGCAACUAUAUGGCUUGUUUGACCUUGUUCCAGGGCUUGAGUUCUGUGAGCUUCAGAGGGAUCUCUACAGUACUUACUCUCAUGCUGUGGUUCAGUACCAAAAUAUUUCAUCUGCUAUUUAUGCCAAAUACAAGCUACAUGGCUUUGAGUAUCCACCUGGAAAUCGUCUUGGUGUCACAUAUUUAAAUGAUGGUGGCGAUGGCACUGAUCUUCUUAGGAAAAUGGCCUCUCAGAUGGUGGCUGCCCAGGUAAAUUCAAUGGUAUGGGGCUCCCAAGUUUCACAGCAAUUCCCAACAGGGGCAUCUGUAAGUAAUUUCAUUCUUCCUUCCAUUCAGACAGACGCUACCCUUCCAGCAUACAAAAAGAAAGCUCCCAGUGAUGCACACUCCAAGGAAAGACUGUUUGUCGUCUUCAAUCCUCACCCACUGCCACAAGACGUUGCAGAAGAUGUUUUCUGUCGAUUCGGCAAUCUCAUUGAAGUUUACAUUGUGCCCGGGAAGAACAUUGGUUAUGUCAAAUAUGCCGAAGUAUCCAGCGCAAAUGAUGCAAUUGCCAUAUUACAUGGAAAGAUGGUGAAUGGUGUAAAGCUGAAAGUAAUGCAAGCUGAGUCUCCAAGAGAUGAAUCCAAUAAGAGACAAAGAACAUACUAA
Molecule: messenger RNA, 1538 nt
Organism: Staurois parvus
Lineage: Eukaryota; Metazoa; Chordata; Amphibia; Anura; Ranidae
Source: the annotation of a GenBank genome assembly